GGGUUCUCGGUGAUGGGAGGGGGGAACUGGUGCUGAUGCAGGACAGCAACGCCAGCAAUACUUUGCGGUGAAACUCUGGAAUAGCCGCUGCUGUUUGUCGACUAAAGAACCAAAAUAGCUUUACCUCAGUUCUUCCAUCCGAUGAUUGUUACAUUUUUUGAUUUUUAAUCCUUAAAUGAUCGAAUGUCAUGGGAUCGAUUUGUAACUGAUAGGAAUGGGUAGUCGCAAUUGAGUUGAUCUAUUUGUUGGAUAGCGCAAAUGGACGGCGUGUACUGAUGCGAGGAUAACGGGCAUUAAGAAGACACACCAACAUUCAUGCAUCGUUGAAUUUUCUGUAAAGUUUAUUGGGAUAUCUGUCCGCAGGAUAGACUGAGAUGGCGGAUGCUGCCGAGUGCGGUGUUAAAGUAAUGUGCCGUUUCAGGCCAUUAAAUGAAUCCGAAAUCACAAGGGGAGAUAAAUACAUACCCAAAUUCAAGGAGGACGACACGGUGGUUAUAACAGGAAAACCGUACGUCUUUGACCGGGUCCUGCCCCCUAACACCGCCCAGGAACAGGUGUAUGAUGCCUGCGCCAAACAGAUUGUCAAAGAUGUCCUGGGAGGCUACAACGGGACCAUCUUUGCCUAUGGGCAAACCUCCUCUGGGAAGACCCACACUAUGGAGGGCAAGCUGCACGACCCCCAGCUGAUGGGGAUUAUCCCUCGUAUCUCCCAUGACAUAUUUGACCACAUUUACUCCAUGGACGAGAACCUGGAGUUUCACAUCAAGGUCUCAUAUUUUGAAAUUUAUUUGGACAAAAUAAGGGACUUGUUGGAUGUUUCAAAGACAAACCUGGCUGUGCAUGAAGACAAGAACCGUGUGCCCUAUGUGAAGGGUUGCACAGAGCGAUUUGUCUCCAGUCCUGAAGAGGUGAUGGAUGUCAUUGAUGAGGGAAAAGCCAAUCGUCAUGUUGCCGUCACAAACAUGAACGAGCACAGCUCCAGAAGCCACAGCAUCUUCCUGAUCAACAUCAAGCAGGAGAACGUGGAGACGGAGAAGAAGCUCUCUGGGAAGCUCUACCUGGUGGAUCUGGCAGGAAGUGAGAAGGUCAGUAAAACAGGAGCAGAGGGAGCUGUGCUGGACGAGGCUAAAAAUAUCAACAAGUCCCUGUCCGCUCUGGGCAACGUCAUCUCAGCGCUGGCCGAGGGCACUAAAACACACGUGCCGUACCGAGACAGCAAGAUGACCCGCAUCCUGCAGGACUCUCUGGGGGGCAACUGCAGAACCACCAUCAUCAUCUGCUGCUCCCCGUCCGUCUACAACGAGGCUGAGACCAAAUCUACACUCAUGUUUGGACAGAGAGCUAAGACCAUAAAGAACACGGUGUGUGUAAAUCUGGAGCUGACCGCUGAGGAGUGGAAGAAGAAGUACGAGAAGGAGAAGGAGAAGAACAAGAGUCUGAAGAGCAUCAUCCAGCGCCUGGAGAUGGAGCUGAACCGCUGGAGGAACGGUGAGAAUGUGCCAGAGAACGAGCAGUUGAGUUCUAAGGAGCAGAAGAGCAUUGAGACGUGUGAUAACACGCCCAUCAUCGAUAACCUGGCCCCGCCAGUGGUCACUCUGGUGUCCACCGAGGAGAAGAACAAAUAUGAGGAGGAGAUCCGCAACCUCUACAAGCAGAUGGACGACAAGGAUGAUGAAAUUAACCAGCAGAGCCAGCUUGCUGAGAAGCUUAAGGAGCAGAUGCUGGACCAGGAUGAGCUGCUGGCGUCGACGCGGCGUGACUACGAUAAGAUCCAGGAGGAGCUGGGCCGGCUGCAGGUGGAGAACGAGGCGGCCAAGGAGGAGGUGAAGGAGGUGCUGCAGGCACUGGAGGAGCUCGCCGUCAACUACGACCAGAAGAGCCAGGAGGUGGAGGAGUUCACCCGCGCCAACGAGAUCCUCACGGAGGAGCUCACACAGAAGACGGACACACACACACACACACACACACACACACACACACACACACACACACACACACACACACACACACAAGCAGAGGUCCUCAACCUGCUGCUCCGGGACCUCAGCGAGAUAGGGGGCAUCAUCGGCACCAAUGACAUGAAGACAUCGGAGCCAAAUGGUGCACUGGAGGAGGAGUUCACCAUGGCGCGCCUCUACAUCAGCAAGAUGAAGUCGGAGGUCAAGUCUCUGGUCAACCGCAGCAAGCAGCUGGAGACUGCGCAGGCCGACACCAGCCGCAAGAUGCAGGCCAACGAGAAGGAGCUCGCCUCGUGCCAACUCCUCAUCGCCCAGCACCAGGCCAAGAUCAAGUCUUUGACCGACUACAUGCAGAACAUGGAGGAGAAGAAGAGGCAGCUGGAGGAGAACCAGGACGUUCUCACCGAGGAACUCGCCAAGCUGCAGGGCCAGGAGAAGAUGCAUGAGGUCUCUGGGAUGGAGAAUGAGAAGGACAUAGAUCGGCUGCAGGAUGCCGAGGAAAUUAAGAAGUCGUUGGACGAGCAGAUGGUCAACCAUCGGGACACCCACCAGAAGCAGCUGUCCCGCCUCAGGGACGAGGUGGCCGUCAAGCAGAGGAUGCUGGACGAGCUCAAAGAUCUGAACGAGAGCCUGCUGCUGGAGCAGAAGAAGCUCAUGUCCGACUACGAGAAGCUCAAGAUGGAGGAGCAGGAGAAGGACCAGAAGUUGCAGCAGCUCAUCAUGAUCAAUGAGAAGCAGGAGGUGGCCAGGCAGGACCUCAAGGGGCUCGAGGAGACUGUGGCCAAAGAGUUGCAGACACUCCAUAACCUGCGCAAGCUCUUCGUCCAGGACCUGACCAUGAGGGUCAAGAAGAGUGCAGAGAUGGACUGCGAGGACGGCGUGGGCAGUGCUGCACAGAAACAGAAGAUCUCCUUCCUGGAGAAUAAUCUGGAACAGCUCACUAAAGUUCACAAACAGCUGGUGCGUGAUAACGCCGACCUGCGCUGUGAGCUGCCCAAGCUGGAGAAGCGUCUGCGUGCCACAGCUGAGAGGGUCAAGGCCCUGGAGUCGGCGCUCAAGGAGGCCAAGGAGAACGCCAUGAGGGACCGCAAGCGCUACCAGACCGAGGUGGACCGCAUCAAAGAUGCCGUCCGCGCCAAGAACAUGGCCCGGAGGGGCCACUCGGCUCAGAUCGCCAAACCCAUCAGGGCAGGCCACCACCACUCCUCUCCCACCCCCCUCUCCAUCAGGGGUGGAGGAACCGUCUACCACUACACCCACAACAGCAACUGAGCCACACAGGACUCUCCUGGUGUAAGCAUGCCCAGACCCCCCCCCACCCCUCUAACACUCUCUCUCUGCGCUGUGCUUCAACCAGUAACUCCAUCCACCCCACCCCCAACACACACACACACACACACACACACACACAACCAUCCUCAGCAGUCUCCAUAAAGAGGACAAGCUCACUCAUGCUCACUGACCGUACAGUAUACCAUGGACAUACAACAACCACUUUACAUACCAAGAGAUUCAUGCAUGUCCAGACAUCAAGGAGACUAAGCUUGCUCUGCGAUCUCAGGCUGUAGAAGUAUGCUUAUAUCAGGAUAUGGAUUGAACCGUUUUGAAUAAUAAAUAGCAAGAACUGAACAGUACAGUGAGGAAUUAUCAUCCACAUCCCUGCUCAGUUACAUUUGAACUAAAGUCAUGUGUAAGAUACAGUGGCAGACCAUUAUAGAUACUGACAGACCCUUCAGUACUGGAUUAUAAGACGCUAUAUCUUAGCAUAAGAGACAGCAUUAGUAGUUAGCAUCUGAUUUCUUAGUGCCAACCUGGAAGAAUCUGCAUUCACCAUACCCUUCUCAUAGUGUAGUUUAAUGUACUCAGAAGGCAUAAUGUCUGUAAAUACCCAGUGAACCCCCUGCCCCCCCUCCAUUAUAGUAAUGAUGGUAUAGCCCGGACAGGAUGACCCAAAGGAGUAUGUACCGAAUGUAGACGCAACUGAUGUAAUGUACUUCACUCAAAUUGAUGUUGCCUGUACUUCAUUUUGCACUGUUACAAAGAUAUACAUUUACCGAAAUGACUAUGAGUGUACCUUUUUGGUUUUGUUUUGUUCUGUAUAUUUGGUUUCCACUUACACUGUUAAUUUAAUGUACUGUAUCUUGUUAUAGUCCCUCACGGAGCAUGUAGACACCCAGGGAUGAGCCUUUGAGUGAGUGUUUGUUGUGGUUCUGGGCUACAGUACACUUUGAAUGGGGAGUUGCCCUUCACAUUGUAAUAUAAGGGCCAUUUCAUAGCCUACGCAAGCUAUACGGACACAGUUGCAAACGCAAGGCUUAAUUAUGUAUUGAAGAGCCCUCUCAUAGUCUAUGCAGGCUAUGCAGACUCCAUCAGAAACGCAUGACAUCGCACUUGUGCUGUGUUAAAAAAAUUUGAACAAGACAUUUUGCUACGCAAGUACGCGUCAAGUCCUUUUUGCUUAGCCCAAUACGCUCACAUGCUUGUAGCUUGCAUAGACUUUGAAACAGCCCCCAACCCUGAACUGGACCCUGAACUCUUAACUCAGGCUGAGGGCCCUUCCACUGCUUUAUAAGCUUAUUGCCAAACCAAGGGAAUAUAGGCAUGUGUCAAAGCUUACUUUAUUGGCUUGGUUACUCAACUGAUCUGAAGAACAUCACCCCCUAAGAAUUGUUCUAAGAAAUCAGGGUCAACAACAAAAGAAAAUGUCUGUUUUUAAGUAAGUUUGUUAGAUGUGGGGGAACCUAUGAUAAGAUGUGGUGUUUGGUUUGAGUCAUCAUCAGCACACAACUCUAUGGAGCGGAUCUGAGACAGUUAGAGAUAAGUGCCAAAUCUGAGCCAGACCCAGGCCAGAUAAGGGCCAUCUUAGGGCCAGAUAAGGGCCAUCCGUGAGCAGAGGUAGAAAACCCGUCCUACUAUAUAUUUGUUCCAGCCAUUCGUAAUUGUUAUUAGCUCAACUGUUCAGCCAGACAGCUGAGCUAAUUAGUGAAAUCUCCUGUUUUAGGUGCACAGAUAGAACCAGUACAUGGUAGGUAUUUUACUUUCUGAAGUCAGGUUUCCCAUCUCUGUCAGCGAGUCCAUUCGUCAGUGUGGUUACAUGCAAAUAAACAAUCAGAUUUCCUGUCUGGUUACACCCUUAACGCCGAUUGCUGUAAAAAAUAAUGUAAAUUGUGUAAUCGGAUUGAACUACAACUUUUAAAAAUCAGAAUAAAUAACCUGUAGUAUUCGAUUUCAAUCUGAUUGUAUCUGUUACAAUAACAUCUGUUAAUAGAAUAUUCCAAUAAUAUUCUAAUAAUAAUCUGAUCAGUGCAUUAAUCAGAUUGUUCCGCACAUGUCAACACACCGAAAGUAGCUGCUGUUUUGUUUAAAUCAGAGUGAACUCAUUUGAUGUUGAAAUAAAUGGUUGCCCUGCAUAGGAAAUGUGUAGACUGUUCUAGCCUGAUUGUUGCAGAGAUGCUGAUCAACCAGUCAGACCUCUGUUAGCUAACGCUAAACUCUACUCAUUUCCAAUGCAGCACACGGAUGUCCACAACGUCACUCUGGUCAACGCUGUGUGUAUGUGUAUGUGUUGGACAGGCAUUUAUACUCAAAAUGAAAUAAUGGAGUUGAUAUUGGUGGUAAUUCUGUUCAUGCUUAUACUGACCAGGCAGAGACCCAAACAUAAUUAAUUAUUGUCUAAAUCACUGCAAUGGCGAAGAAAUGGUUUUAUGUUAAAACAAACCCCAGUGCCUUCAUUCAGAACCAACAAAGCUCUCGCUUUCUCUAUGCUUCACUGGAUGUAUGUAGAUUAAUUUGGUUGUCAGAGGUGUCUGACGUUAUCAAAGGGAUUGGAUUGAGGUAGUUAUCAAAUGUAUCUAAUUGACUUAGUUAUCAAUGUAGAAUAACUUGAAAAUAUACAUAACAUUCAUCAGAAGUUUUCAGUGAUGACGAUGUGUAUGGCUGCUUAUUUUUGAGUAAUUUUAUUUAGAAGUAAUUUUCUCUUUUCUCUUGCACUUUCACUUUGAGUAGUUUACUGCCUGCAUAUGAAACUGCCACUUUCUUCUUUUUAUUUCUUUCAUUGUUUUGAUUUUUUUUCUUCUAAUUUAUUUCUACUGCAAGAGCCCCAGGGGGUAGUAGCCAUGAAGGUCUCUCUAACUGCCCUGAAUAUCCAAAUGACAAAAUCUGAAUGUAUAUAGACCCAGCAGCUCUGUUUCAAUUCAACAAUGCUUCCUCAGUUAUCACACACGGCCCACUUUAACCUUUAACCUCUCACCCCCAACCCUCUUCUCUCUCUCUCUAGUGUUUAGCACUUCUCCCAUCCUGUCUGCUAGUGUUCUCCUGCGCUCCACCUCGCUUUAGUUGUCUACAUGCUUAUGCUUCUGUAACCUGCUGUAAUGAAAACAGUGGCAUACUGUGCUUAAACUGUGGCACUGGUUGGGACUGGGUGUGUGUUUCCCCUCGCCGCAGGGUCUGGUGUUAACAUGCAAUGUGACGAUGAUGCAACAGCUUAGAGAACGCAGCUAGAGGAAGCAGUGGGGUAGACUGAUGCUGACUGCAUGGUGUUGAAUCAUUUGUGUAACCAAAUAAAAUAUGACAUAUUUAUCUUUAA
This is a messenger RNA of Alosa alosa (allis shad), 6543 nucleotides long. RefSeq names its product kinesin heavy chain-like. The transcript is spliced from 26 exons. NCBI's taxonomy places the organism in Eukaryota, Metazoa, Chordata, Actinopteri, Clupeiformes, Clupeidae. Gene Ontology annotation, biological process: microtubule-based movement. The record is from RefSeq and is a predicted model, not a curated record. Gene Ontology annotation, molecular function: ATP binding; microtubule binding; microtubule motor activity. Bases 375 to 3230 code for a protein of 951 amino acids.